AUGGGGUGCACGAGGGACGGUAAGGUCGCCUUCCUUACCAACGUGCGGGAACCCAGCUCGCUGAUCGGGGCCAAGACCAGAGGACAGCUCCCGGUCAGGUUUCUACAGGGCAGCCAUUGUCCAUUGGAGUAUGCCACAGAAAUUGCAAAGGAAGCAAAUCAGUACAAUGGAUUUAACCUUAUAUUGGCUGAUGUGAACUCAGGGACCAUGGUUUACAUCUCUAAUAGACCUGGAGGUGAUCCUGUGAUUCAAACAGUUGCUCCUGGGCUUCAUGUGCUUUCGAAUGCUGCAAUUGAUUCCCCUUGGCCAAAGGUUGUUUCAUCAGUAAAUGCUCUUAUGCUAUUCAUUGAUGUUACAAGUCCAUGA
Messenger RNA from Miscanthus lutarioriparius, 366 nucleotides. The record is from the annotation of a GenBank genome assembly. NCBI's taxonomy places the organism in Eukaryota, Viridiplantae, Streptophyta, Magnoliopsida, Poales, Poaceae.